Molecule: messenger RNA, 1851 nt
Organism: Cyphellophora attinorum
Lineage: Eukaryota; Fungi; Ascomycota; Eurotiomycetes; Chaetothyriales; Cyphellophoraceae
Product: putative DNA glycosylase
Exons: 2
Coding region: 1-1851 (616 amino acids)
Biological process (GO): base-excision repair
Molecular function (GO): catalytic activity
Source: RefSeq, a predicted model, not a curated record
AUGGCAGCAAAGAAAGCCACCAAUACCAAGCCGAAACCAGGCACCAUCUCCUACAAGAAGUCCAAGUCGACAACGACAAAGGUCACUGUUGCUACAACAGCGGAGGCGGAAGACACCAUCGAAGUCAACGUCGAUUCGACCACCUACGAAGUAACCACACUCACUGCCUGGCUGUCUGAUCUGUCUCCGAAGCGCAAAGCUGAGGACGAUGCCGACGGCGAAUACCAGGAAGUCAGCCCUUCGAAGAAGAGCAAAGUCGAUGUCGUCGUCAGCGGUCCUAGCUUGUCCACACGAGGACAGACUCGGGUUGUGAAGAAUCUUCUCCUCGAAGGUGUUCCGGGUACCGACAAGAUUCACAACGCGAAGGCUCCUCCGAAGCCAACAGCUAAGCUGAAGGCUCCUCGAAAGUAUCCGAAGGCUGGCGUAAAGUCUUCCGCUAAGCAAGGCGCUGCUGCUGCUCGAGGUCCCAUGAACAGCCACGUCGCCAACACGUUCCGCAUCAAGCUCUCGAUCGAUCUAGAAAAGCUCGGCAAAACUCGUCCUGCGCUAUACAACUGGUACGAAUCGCUGAAGCCUGCUCCUGUCGAGAAGCUUGCUCGUGUGACCAGCGCUGAUCGCCACUUCUGGGACCACUUCCACUACAAGGUGAAGUUCGGCGAAAGUCCAUGGCCAAGUCUUCUCAGUCCAACCUAUGACCAGUCCUACGAAGUCUUCAAUAUCCUGGUCGACUGGUUGCACAAAGAGCACAAGAUCUUCGUAGAUAAGGAUGGAAGCUCAUCCGCAGGUGAGAAUCGAACGAACACCGACGACCGUACGAUCGAUGUUAUAGUCCGCACCAUCAUGGCGCAAGGCACUACCAACGAACUCGCUCUGACCGCUCAGCAAGAAAUGCGAGUGGCUUAUCCAUACUCCGUCAACGGUCAAAAUGUUGUAGGUAGUGUUCCCAACUACCACCUGAUGCGCGUCCAAGGAGAGGCAAGGCUUCGUGGGGUUAUAGAUUUGGCUGGCUUUGGCAACAAGAGACCAGCAUUCAUCAUGGCAACCCUGGACACCAUCUACGAACGCAACAUCGCCAAUGUCAAGGCUCAUAACAACUGCGAAAUCCCGCCGAAUACAGAGAUGGGCCAGCCAGCCAAUGUCGGCUACUUCGUUCCUGGCAUGCUCUCCAUCGAGGAGCUCAUCAGCAUGGACAAGAUCGACGUGCACAACCUCCUUCUGAGCAUUCCCGGCAUUGGCGUCAAGACUGCGCACUGCGUCAUGGCGUUCAACCUUGGCAUAGACAUCAAUGCUGUGGACACCCACGUCAUGAAGGCCGCACGGAAUCUCAACUGGCUUGCCGAUCACAUCAAGACCGAGAUCAAGGCGUUCAAUCACCUGGACGGUCGGCUUCCUCCGGGCUACAAGCGUGGCAUCCACCAAGUUCUCUGGCAUCACGGCGUGCUGUGCAAGCGAUGCAAGCGCAACGCUGCCAAAGACGAUGUUCGAGAAGGCGAGCCGGCGUGUCCGAUUGAGCACCUCGUCACCCGCCGCGAUACGAAAGAAGCCAGCCAGAGUUCUCCCCGACAACGCAAGAAGUCCGAGUCUCCCAAGGCCAAGGUUGUCAAGGUCAAAGGAAAGAAGGUCUACUUGGAGUUUGACGCGUUCGCUAGUUCAGAGGAGGCUGCUGCUGCUGGCUAUGCGGCCUUCGAUGUUCCGAUCGACGACGAUUUUGAUUCCGGCUCCGCCAACACCCGUAUCUGGAAGCGCUGGCGCUUGAUCAAGGCUGAGGAGGUGGUGGAAGAGGAGGUCGAGGAAGUCGAUGAGGAGGAGGAAACGGAAGAGGAGUCUGAUAUUGUUGGUGGGGAGGAUUAG